Molecule: messenger RNA, 722 nt
Organism: Rana temporaria (common frog)
Lineage: Eukaryota; Metazoa; Chordata; Amphibia; Anura; Ranidae
Gene: MAP1LC3C
Product: microtubule associated protein 1 light chain 3 gamma
Exons: 4
Coding region: 109-507 (132 amino acids)
Biological process (GO): autophagy of mitochondrion; autophagosome assembly; macroautophagy
Cellular component (GO): autophagosome; autophagosome membrane; cytosol
Molecular function (GO): ubiquitin protein ligase binding
Source: RefSeq, a predicted model, not a curated record
CUUUGGGUGUGAUAAGUUGAAAAAAAAAUAAAAGAAAAAAAAUAUUAUUUAAAAAUAAAAAAAAAAAAUAAAAAAUCUAAUACCUAGGAUUACUAGCAGGCUAAAAAAAUGCAUUGUUCUCGAAAUGUUCCUCCACCAAAACCAUUUAAACAGAGAAAGUCCUUUGAAAUCCGAAAAUCAGAAGUCAUUGGAAUAAGGGCCAAGUUUCCAAAUAAAAUCCCGGUCAUUGUAGAGAGGUACGCUAAAGAAAAAUAUCUGCCCAUCCUAGACAAAACAAAAUUUCUGAUUCCAAGGGAUGUCCCUAUGUCUCACUUUAUAAACAUUCUCAGGAGCAGAAUGAAUUUGUCACCCACACAAGCCUUCUACGUUCUAAUCAAUGACAAGACCCUUGCUAGCAUGUCCCGUACUAUGACAGAAUUGUACAGGGAAAAUCAAGAUGAAGACGGCUUUAUGUAUAUGACCUAUGCCUCCCAGGAAAUGUUUGGUGAAGUAUCCGCUGAUGGUUAACUUGUACCUGACAUAGCAAGUACCGCCAACUUGUUCAUAACCUGACUAGUGCAUUUUCAUAACGUCAACCACUGAUUUUAUCUUUUUCAGAAUGAUUCUUCUUUUUAAUGAUUUUUCUUUAAAUUACAUUUUAAUAGAAAAAAAAAAUGUUUUCUUCAAACUGCAACUUUCCAUCAAAUGUAAUAAUAAAGGCUUAAGUGGUUAUUCAAAUUAAA